AAAUUAUACGAAUUCCCCAAUCCUAAAAUUGGUCUCAGAUUGUAAUUUAAUUAAUAUUCGGACCUCCACUGCGAUUCUUAGGAAGAUUUCAGCGAUUUGAUUUCGUUGAACAAAACUCGAAUUUCUUUGAGGGAUUUUGAAGUACGAGUUUUGAUCGGAAUUCGGAAUCAGCUAUGCAGAGCCAGCUUGUGUGUAGCGGGUGUAGGAGCAUUCUUCUUUAUCCUAGAGGAGCUACAAAUGUUUGUUGCGCAUUAUGCAACUCAGUGACCUCAGUCCCUCCUCCUGGGAUGGAAAUGGCACAACUUAUAUGUGGAGGCUGCAGGACAUUGCUAAUGUAUACACGUGGGGCAACAAGUGUUAGAUGCUCUUGCUGUCACACCGUCAAUCUUGCACCAGGACCCAAUCAAGUAGCUCAUGUUAACUGUGGGAACUGCCGGACAACACUUAUGUAUCCUUAUGGGGCUCCUUCAGUCAAAUGUGCAAUUUGUCAAUAUGUCACAAAUGUUAUGGGCAACAUGAGGGUUCCAAUUCCUGUGCACAGACCCAAUGGAACCAAUUCAACAAUGCCCUCCACUUCAGCUCCAAUGCCUCAUUCACAAAGCCAAACUGUUGUCGUUGAGAACCCUAUGUCCGUUGACGAAAGUGGCAAAUUGGUGAGCAAUGUAGUUGUUGGAGUCACAACAGAAAAGAAAUAAAUCAAUCAGAUACCAGGAUAUGCUUUUGGCAUUAUUUGGCAGGGAGCAAUCCUAAUCUUUGUCACACAUCACGCUAUAUACAGACUUGAAAAUUGGCUGUGCAUAUCUUGUUAGAGGUGAACAUGAUUUUCAUUUUUUUCCAAGAACCUUAUAUGAAAUGUGAGGUUUCCUGUGAUUAACUGUGAUGUUCUUAAAGGUAAGAGGUGAAAAGAAUAUUCCUUUUUUGUCAUUGGUGUGAUUGCUAUAUAACUAUUGUUUGCAGCCUGUUGAGUUCUAGCUGUGUGGAUACUCUCAUACAGUACUUUUGCUGGUCUUGUACUAUAAACAUAAUGUAGGAAUAAAAUUUAUCCAUUAGAGAUUGAUGAUUUGUCUUUUUUGGCGAGCCCCGGUAUCAUAUUCUUCCCUCAAAAAAAAAAAAAAA
Messenger RNA from Morus notabilis, 1116 nucleotides. Its product is annotated as protein LSD1. The coding region runs from base 174 to 695 and encodes 173 amino acids. The record is from RefSeq and is a predicted model, not a curated record. Lineage: Eukaryota; Viridiplantae; Streptophyta; Magnoliopsida; Rosales; Moraceae. The transcript has 8 exons.